CUCCGCGACCGCCUAAGCCAACUAGCCAAGCCAAGCCUCCUCUCUUAUUCUCGUCUUCCCCUUCCUAAAAAAAAUACACUGCUCCUCUUCACUACACGCUUCAGGACACAGAAAAUAAAUUUUUCCUCGACCCAAUCCGAUCACCGAUCUACGUACGCUGUAAUCUGCAAUCCAGCCGGCGCCGCCGAUGGGCUCCUCCGAUCGGAAGGUGGAUGGGAUCGGGGUGGUGGAGGAAGGAAGGAGGAGCUGCGUCGAAUGCCGCACCACCACCACGCCCAUGUGGCGUGGCGGCCCAACCGGGCGCAGGUCUCUGUGCAACGCUUGUGGGAUACGGUACAGGAAAAAGAAGAGGCAAGACCUUAGCCUUGAUCAGAAGGAGCCACCUCCUCGGCAGCAGCAACAUAACGGCGAGGAAGCAAUAACAGCUGAAGUAAAAGACAGCACCAGCAACAGCAACAGCAGCAGCGGUAGCAGCAACUUGCAGGUAGUCCAAGAAAGGAAGCUCCUAAUGGGGGUGGAGGAGGCUGCAUUGUUGCUAAUGACAUUGUCUUCCCCACCUCCAUCCACAUUGCUACAUGGCUGACAGAUCAUUGUGCUGCCUAGUCCCAAUGCACAAAAUGUACAUACAUACAAAAGCAUGCUCACCGUCGGAUGGUUCUGGUCCAAUCAAAUAGUUCCAUUGUUCGUCAGGAUGAGAUAGGGGAUGGAGGGACCUCCUAUCUCCAGAUGAUGUGAUAUUGUGAGGGGCAGGGUGGAUUGGUGCCCAUCUGAUCUGCCCCUUGGCCCUCUGUGGCGUCGUACCGUGGAUCUUCAUUGUGUCAACCUUAUCGGUCUGUGAUUGUGGUAGGCUCCAUGUGAUCAGAGGUCCGUUGAUGUCACCCCUCGCACAUGUAUCUUUUGGUGCUUUUCAUUUUAUUUUUUUGCCUUCUUUUGUUCUUUCAAUGCACAUCGAUGUUGCCCCUUAUACGAGGGAUUGAUGAUGAAAAGGAAACGUCAUCCCUCGUCAUUCUAAAACAAAGGUGAUAAUAAUAAUAAAGGUAAUUUAUUUUUUUGUUUCAGUU
Brachypodium distachyon (stiff brome) is the source of this 1061-nucleotide messenger RNA. RefSeq names its product GATA transcription factor 23. NCBI's taxonomy places the organism in Eukaryota, Viridiplantae, Streptophyta, Magnoliopsida, Poales, Poaceae. Gene Ontology annotation, biological process: regulation of DNA-templated transcription. Gene Ontology annotation, molecular function: sequence-specific DNA binding; zinc ion binding. Bases 188 to 583 code for a protein of 131 amino acids. The transcript is spliced from 3 exons. The record is from RefSeq and is a predicted model, not a curated record.